Molecule: messenger RNA, 1263 nt
Organism: Trichophyton benhamiae CBS 112371
Lineage: Eukaryota; Fungi; Ascomycota; Eurotiomycetes; Onygenales; Arthrodermataceae
Exons: 1
Coding region: 1-1263 (420 amino acids)
Source: RefSeq, a predicted model, not a curated record
AUGGCUGAAACCGCCCGCCAGAAGCCCGCCGGCCCUCCCUCGUCGCCGAUUCUCUGCACGCCCGCAGACUUCGUCCCCGUCUGGGCCAGAAGUCACGUGAAGUACGCCCAGAACCUGCUCGAGCUGAGCGACGAACCGAUCGAGUACGACGACGACGAGGACUACAACGACAACUGCUUCUUCUUCCCCGAGGACUGCGUCUACAAUCCGCCCCCGGACCUGGCCAGCAACCCGGAUGCCUCUGCGGCCGACGAGACAGACUCGGACUCGGACAGCCUACUCCUCCAAGACGACCUUGACGGCGACGACGACACAGACGGCGCCAUGGCUCCCGCACUGCCGGAGAUCAAGAUGCUCGACACAACGGCCCUCAACGACCUACUUUCCGACAAUCUCUCGCCGCCAGAGAUAACAUCUAUAUUGUGCGUCGUUUUUGCGUUUGAUCCAGCUUUGUUUUCUUUGAUGAUAGUCCAUUUUCAGCUCGCUAAUAUCACACCUAGUAUCUUUGCUUCGAAUGGUGCAGUCUUUGCGCAUGCUUCUCCCCUCCCCCAGCGCAGAAUACGGAACCUGUGCGCUACGUACGGAGCUGCGUACAAGUCGUACGCUGUUAAGGCUCCCAAUGGCAACCUCACUGGUGUCAGCGCCUCCAUUCACCCCUCCGCCUUUUCCAGCACUCCAUCCAUCCCACUGGGAAACGUGGGCUCCAUCAUGUUCGAGAUGCAAGAUAUGGUGGCCGUGGUCACCAAGAUAGCAGACAAGGUCCUUCUUGCCGUCGCUGGGCCUACCCGCAUCGUUGAAGAGCAGCCUGCUCCUCGGACGACACAGCAAGGAGGAGACCUUGCUGGCAGAGCGAGAAUGAUUGCAGGCUCAGCAGCCAGCGACUCGGAACGAACUGUCAAGGCCGCAGGAGACUCAUCCUUCUCCACACUUACCGCUCUCGAGAACCCCAAAGCCGAACACGUAUCUUCGAAACUCGCCUCUUCGGCCCCAAAUCCCGCCUCAUCUCUCUCCAGCCUAACCUCACCCACACCUCCCUCCGACGAGCAGAUCGAACAGGCUGAGAUAAGGCAGGAUGAAGACAUCAUUCACCAGGCGCUGCGGGCCCAGUGGGCCAUCGAUCGAAGCCACGACCUCGAUCGGCUGGCGGGGCUCAAUCUGGCUUCCAGUCCGCAUAUCCUACUCGCCCUCGAAUCAAAGUCAGCCGCGCUGGGCAAAUUUUUGGGCAACAAACUAGCGGACCUAGAGAGUCCUGAAGACUUCUGA